This is a messenger RNA of Peronospora matthiolae, 570 nucleotides long. The record is from the annotation of a GenBank genome assembly. Lineage: Eukaryota; Oomycota; Peronosporomycetes; Peronosporales; Peronosporaceae.
AUGUGCCGCGUCGUACUGCUCAACCAGACCCAGUACGUCGAUCAUCAGUUGGGAGCGGGGCUCCCAAGAAUCCCAGGACGGGGGGUUAGCCGCGCCACCGGACGAGAUAACUCGUCCGACGUCCGUUCACGUCGCGGUGGUUCAACAGCUGCUCAACUAGAUAGCGCUGGCCACCGCGAGAGUCCUCUAAUGGAGGUGGAGGAGGAGGAAAGACGCUCUCCACACGAUCAUGUGGAUCGGUGUGUACCCGAGAGCUUCUUUGAUCGCGUAACGCAAGGGUUACGCGACGAUCUCGAACAUGAGCGGAAUAGGCGUCUCCAAAUGGCGGACACUGCCUCGAAGCAUCGAGCUGAGUUUGCCUUUGCUCAGCUCGAGAACGAGAGAUCUCUGACAUCUCUUCGUGACGAGCUAAGGGUAGCUCGUGGGAUUGCUGAUCGGUCUCGGGAUGAGAUAGCUGCUCUUCAGACCCUUGUUGAUGCCCACCAUCGGGAGCACAAGGCUCUCUGCGAGAUGCUUGAGCGCAAGGGCGUUCUUCAUCGGAAGAAGCAGCGUACUGAUGGUACGGCUUAA